GGCGCGACCACUGCGUAUACGUAUACGGUAUACGGUACUGACUGUGCUUAAUUACCGGUGGCAAGUUGUGAUGAUUCAACAAAGCAAGAUGUUUGUAGAUCUACGCUUCUAACGUUUAUUAUAGUUGAUAGAUUGUGGCACGAGAGUCGCAUCUGCAUUUAUUGACGAAGUUAUUGUUCUUCAGAUUUCGUCUGUCACAUAAUUGGUCAUGCAAGAGGAAGCUUAAUCAAUGAAUAAUCAUCAAAAAUUCAGAGCUGAAGCCUGAACUUAACUUAAGACAGUCUUUCGUUUCGUGAACACGGUGAAUGACAUUUCGUCAUGAAUGAAAUGUGUGAAAAAUAUUUACAUCGUCAUUGAACAGAGCAAGAAUCGAGUCAAGAGACGUUCAUUUAACAACAUUGAGAUUGAGUAAAGGCAGUCGGCGGUCUGACUUGAGUUUCUGAAGAACUUCAUUGAUUGUUAAGCAGCAGACAUCUGUUUCGUAAUUGAGCUGAAAGAAACUUUGGAGAAAUUGUGUAAUGUAACGUAUCUUGGCAAUGCCAUACACCACCAAUGUACAAUAGACGUCGACACCCUUCAACUGAAGAAAACAUCGGUGAGAGCAGCAGGUUUUCCGGUAGCAGUGGGUACCACCAGCGCAGCGGUUGGACGGUCACUACUCACAUUCCACCAGAGACUCUUUCCACGGCAGGAGGAGUAGAUACUGGCGAUAUGACUUGCCGAGAUCGCACCCAGGAGUUCCUCUCCACCAUCAAGUCCAUGCAGUCAAGACAAGGAAAUGGAGUGACAGCUAACAAACUGAAUGGAAAGCCACAACAAUACACAGAUUUCAUGAGAAUUGCCAAAAAAAUUGGCAAGGAUCUGAGCAAUACAUUCUCAAAACUUGAAAAAUUAACACUAUUGGCCAAGAGGAAAUCGUUAUUUGAUGAUAAAUCUGUAGAGAUUCAAGAACUCACAUACAUCAUCAAACAGGAUAUCAAUAGUCUAAACAAACAAAUUAGCAAAUUACAGCAGCAUGUCAAAGGAAGUUCACAAAAUGGCCGUCACAUGCAAUCACAUUCAAAUACUGUGGUUCUCUCGCUUCAGUCUAGAUUAGCCAACAUGUCCAAUUCAUUCAAAAAUGUUCUAGAAGUUCGAACUCAGAAUUUGAAGGAGCAAAAAUCAAGAAGAGAGCAAUUUUCAUCUAGUAAUACGCCAUCAUCAGCUCGAUCAAGUUCAGUACUGGAUGAGCAGCAGUCAAACGGUCACAUGACCAUCGACAUGGGUGGACUGGACGGACCAAGACAUAGAGGGCAGCAGCAGUCCAUGCAGAUGGUGGAACAGCAAGAUAACUACAUCAAGAACCGAGAGGAGACGAUGCACAAUAUUGAGAGUACCAUUGUAGAACUGAGUGGUAUCUUCCAGCAGCUUGCCCAUAUGGUCAAAGAACAAGAAGAGCAAGUUCAAAGGAUUGACGGCAAUGUUGAUGACACAGUAGCGAACGUGGAGGCGGCCCACAGUGAACUCUUGAAGUAUUUCCAGUCCGUCACGUCUAACAGGUGGUUGAUGAUCAAGGUAUUUCUCGUUCUCAUCGUUUUCUUCAUAGUCUUCGUGGUGUUUGUGGCUUGAUGUUUGACAGCUCGUCCUCUUCCGGGAUUGCUUUACGUCGCUGUUCUUACUCAGCCAGUGCCUUGGAUUUCUAUUGAAGCAAUUUAAUUUUGAUUUAAAAAAAAACAACCUUUGAUAUGAGACACUGGAUAUUUCUCUCGUAAACACAUUGUUCAUGUGUAACAGUGCGGAGGAAUGUGAAGAGGAGAAUGUGAUAUUGAAGGGAUAUCAGGAUGAGAUUCACUUGUUUAACUCGUUGCCUCUCAGAACUGGUUGGUUGCUGCAUGAGAGCCCUAGAAAGGGAUUCAAUUGGACUGAAAGCCAUACAGCGUUGGAGGAUGAAAUAUGGGAGCGACCGAUUACUAAUCCUAUAAAUAGUCAAGUACACAGACAUUCAUUACAUCAAGCAAGUUCCUUAGAGACGUAGUCUGCAU
Lytechinus variegatus (green sea urchin) is the source of this 2021-nucleotide messenger RNA. RefSeq names its product syntaxin-5-like (gene stx5). Bases 553 to 1608 code for a protein of 351 amino acids. Gene Ontology annotation, molecular function: SNAP receptor activity; SNARE binding. Lineage: Eukaryota; Metazoa; Echinodermata; Echinoidea; Temnopleuroida; Toxopneustidae. The transcript has 9 exons. Gene Ontology annotation, cellular component: Golgi membrane; SNARE complex; endomembrane system. Gene Ontology annotation, biological process: vesicle fusion; intracellular protein transport; endoplasmic reticulum to Golgi vesicle-mediated transport. The record is from RefSeq and is a predicted model, not a curated record.